Messenger RNA from Dendrobium catenatum, 579 nucleotides. RefSeq lists its product as uncharacterized. The transcript has 3 exons. The record is from RefSeq and is a predicted model, not a curated record. The coding region runs from base 139 to 474 and encodes 111 amino acids. NCBI's taxonomy places the organism in Eukaryota, Viridiplantae, Streptophyta, Magnoliopsida, Asparagales, Orchidaceae.
AAGACAACAAAAAUGUUAAAAAAUAGCUAAAAUGAAAUCAUAAGGUGCAAUAAACAAUAACCAAAAUCCAGCUUUAUCAUCCCUUCUUCCAUUUAUUUGUUAUAUCCUCACAGCUACUUUCUUCUCUCUGAAAAUUUCAUGGCAAUCAGAUUCUCCUUCUCCAAUACUUUCUUUCCCGUCAAUGGAAAGAAUUGUUUGGUUUCACUGAGAACUACAGUGAUUUGUAAUUGUAAUCUUAAGAUUGAAGCUUCUUCAAGUCAUGGAGAAAGAUUCAGCUUAGGAAAGCAGGUUUUUGAGGACAGAGAGAUUGGUGUGAAAUGCUACAGAGAUGAGAAAGGAGAAUUAGUCUGUGAAGGGUACGAUGAGGGUCCUCGGUUUACUGUUCGGCCAUCAGAAUGCAUUGAACUGCAGAGGCAAGCUCGGAGGUAUAAUUUGCUCAGACGAAGGCUUAAUGGCUCUGAAUUUAAGAACUGAAUCUGUGUUACUACUAAGCCAGUGAUGAUGUUUAUGCUGAAUGAUUUUAUAGUAUGUAAUGGAUAAUAAUCAUUUAAAUGAAAGAUCUCUCUUUGAAAACAAAUA